AAUUCAUUCCCAUUGUCACAAGACAAAACAGGUAAGCAAAAGAGCAAGGCAUGAUUGAAGGAUUUCAAUGAAUAGUAGUAGUAAACCAAGAAAAAAACAGAAGCAUCCUGGAAAUCUUUUGAACAAAAGAUGGGUAUGUCUCAAGACAAUCUAAGAGGGUUUAUUUUGGCAUUGCUGUCCAGUGGGUUUAUUGGAGCAAGUUUUAUCAUUAAAAAGAAAGGUCUUAGAAGAGCUGCUGCCGUUUCUGGUGUUAGAGCUGGUUAUGGUGGAUAUGCAUAUCUUUUGGAGCCUUUAUGGUGGUUGGGCAUGGUCACAAUGAUUGUUGGAGAGGUUGCAAACUUUGUCGCUUAUGCAUUUGCUCCAGCAAUUCUUGUUACUCCUCUUGGUGCAUUAAGCAUUAUUGUAAGUGCUGUCUUGGCUCACUUCAUGUUGAAGGAGAAGUUACAUCAGCUAGGGGUUUUAGGAUGCGUUAUGUGUAUCUCAGGUUCGGUCAUAAUAGUUAUCCACGCACCACAAGAGAGCCCUAUCACUUCUGUUCAGGAGAUAUGGGCUAUGGCUACACAACCGGCAUUUUUACUCUAUCUGGGCUCAGUUAUUGUAUUGGUCGUCCUUUUGAUCUUAUAUUUUGCACCAAGAUGUGGGCAUACAAAUGUGUUGGUUUUCACUGGCAUUUGUUCAUUAAUGGGAUCUCUCUCGGUGAUGAGUGUUAAAGCCCUUGGAACCGCACUCAAACUAACCUUUGAGGGAAAGAACCAACUAGUUUACCUGGAGACAUGGUUCUUUAUGUUCAUUGUCGCUACAUGUGUCAUUAUACAAAUGAAUUAUCUCAACAAGGCCCUUGAUACGUUCAACACUGCAGUUGUGUCCCCUAUUUAUUAUGUCAUGUUCACAUCGCUUACAAUCAUUGCCAGUGUCAUUAUGUUCAAGGAUUGGGACGGCCAAAACACAGGAAGCAUCAUAUCUGAACUAUGUGGCUUCAUUGCUGUGCUUUGUGGUACCAUUCUGUUAAACUCAGCCAAAGACUCUGAUAGAGGUUCUUCCUUCAGAGGUGAGCAUGCACCUCUAUCCCCUACAUUGUCUACCGGACUCUUCAGUGGUAACCGUGAAACUCUGAAGCAUGAUGAAGAAAAUGAGCUAUCGCCUGAUGAUAUUUGUUUGAGGAAGCAAGAACCGUACUAAGAUGGCUAAAUUAGUAAAUUGGGAGUAUAAACACAUCUAACAUUUUGUGUGCUAUAAGUGCCAAGGUGAAAUCCAAGUUUCAAGAAUCCUUAGACGGUAACAGAGAUGAUUUUGCAAGUAUGAGUCCUGGUUGCACUAGACAAGAAACAAAGUGACUGAAACUACUUAAACAGCUGGGCUUGGAUUUCAUUGUUAAUCAUGUGCAGUACCGGGAUGCUACAAGCUUGGAGAGUGAAUUUGUGGGUGAUGGUGCUUGAAAGGGUGACAUUUUCAAUUGAAAAGCUCAGCAGAUAUGGGUGCUGAAGGAGACCUCAGACCUGGAUUUUGGCAAGGAAGGUGGGUUUCUGAGAUUGUUGAAAAUUUUAAUUAGGUAGGACAGCAGGAAGAAAGGUAUGCUUGUAGAGUAUGAUACAUAUGGAUAAAUCAAAUGUAGUGUCUAAGAUUAAUUGGAUUUAAAUUGUGGUUGUUGACGUGAUUUAGUUGCAAUGCAAACAUAAUGGAUAUUAUGUGGUAA
Molecule: messenger RNA, 1693 nt
Organism: Gossypium raimondii (Peruvian cotton)
Lineage: Eukaryota; Viridiplantae; Streptophyta; Magnoliopsida; Malvales; Malvaceae
Product: probable magnesium transporter NIPA3
Exons: 9
Coding region: 130-1179 (349 amino acids)
Biological process (GO): magnesium ion transport
Cellular component (GO): membrane
Molecular function (GO): magnesium ion transmembrane transporter activity
Source: RefSeq, a predicted model, not a curated record